AUGCUGAAGUCAAAUACCAACCUCUUUUCUUUGGAUAACUUGUUUUCUGAGAAACCAGAUGAAACUGAAAACUAUCCAGACCAUGAAAAAUCAUUUGAUUGGUUUCUCCCACCUGCUCCAUCAAUUUCAGAAAUUCCAGAUACUCAGGCAUUAGAGGAAGAACUAGAAAUUCAUGAAGUGUUAGGUCAGGAAAAGUGGCCGAGAAUGUUAACAUCAAACAUAAAGAUAACUGAUGAAAACACAAAUUUCAUUUUGCCAAGACAAACAUUUCAGUUUCCCUUCCCCUCUUAUAAUAAUAAAGAAAAUGAUCAGAAUUUAGAAGUGGCAGUUAACAAUGGCAUAUCAAAUGUUGCUGUCAAGCUGACAUACAAUUCUCAGAAAUGCAAAAGCCAGUUUGGCAGUAAGAUAACACCUGAAAACAAUAUACAAGAAGAUACCAACUUAAUUAAUUUUGCAGAAGAUAAAGAAGAGAGCCCAUCAGUUUUUCAAAAAAGGUUAUUUAAAAUAUCUGACAAUAUGCAUAUGAGUGCUAUUUCUAAUGAUAGUGAAAACUUGGACUCCCUUGUUGGUUCAGGAAAAAUUGUCCAAACAGAAGUUAACAAAGGAAAAUCAUGGAAAUGUAACAAUAAUAAGCAGAAAUCUCAGUAUUCAAACAGUAAACCAUUUUCACCAGGUAAUACUUUUCCUGCAUCUAGAACCAGAGAAGGCUUAUUCAGAGCACCAUCUCUUCCAUCUUUACCCCUGCACCAUAAAGUUCAAGGGUUAUCAGAAACUGGAUUAGAUUCUUUGAAGGCUGUGACAGAAAUCCCUACAAAAUUUAGAAGUAUUUUCAAAGAGUUCCCAUAUUUCAACUAUAUACAAUCCAAAGCAUUUGAUGAUCUUCUUUACACAGAUAAGAAUUUUGUGAUUUGUGCUCCAACUGGCUCUGGAAAAACUGUAAUAUUUGAACUAGCUAUAACAAGAUUGUUAAUGGAAGUGCCAUUGCCAUGGUCAAACAUUAAAAUUGUUUACAUGGCACCAAUAAAAGCCUUAUGUAGUCAACGUUUUGAUGAUUGGAAAGAAAAAUUUGGACCUAUGGGACUUAUUUGUAAAGAACUCACAGGAGAUACAGUAAUGGAUGACCUAUUUGAGAUUCAGCAUGCCCACAUUAUUAUGACAACUCCAGAAAAAUGGGAUAGCAUGACUAGGAAAUGGAGAGACAACUCUUUGGUUCAACUGGUUCGAUUGUUUCUUAUUGAUGAGGUACAUAUAGUAAAAGAUGAAGAUCGUGGUCCGACUCUUGAAGUUGUAGUCAGCAGAAUGAAAACUGUAAAGUUUUUAUCUCAUACCUUAGAAAACACCAGUCUUGUUAUUCCAAUAAGAUUUGUAGCUGUAUCUGCAACAAUUCCUAAUGCUGAAGAUAUUGCAGAAUGGCUUUCUGAUGGUCAAAGACCUGCUGUAUGUUUGAAAAUGGAUGAGAGUCAUAGACCAGUGAAACUUCGGAAAGUGGUCCUUGGAUUUCCCUGUGGUAGUAACCAAACUGAAUUUAAGUUCGAUUUAAGCCUCAACUAUAAAAUUGCCAGUGUUAUACAAACAUACUCUGAUCAGAAACCUACACUUGUGUUUUGUGCAACAAGGAAAGGUGUGCAGCAAGCAGCUUCUGUUCUUGUGAAAGAUGCUAAAUUUAUUAUGUCAGUGGAACAGCGACAAAGGUUGCAGAAGUGUGCAUAUUCCACAAGAGAUUCAAAACUAAGAGAUAUCAUAAUACAUGGUGUUGCUUAUCAUCAUGCUGGUAUGGAACUGUCAGAUAGAAAAGUUGUAGAAGGAGCUUUUAUGUUUGGAGAUCUACCUGUCCUCUUUACCACAAGUACUUUAGCUAUGGGGGUAAAUUUACCUGCUCACCUAGUAAUUAUAAAAUCUACAAUGCAUUAUGCUGGAGGAAUGUUUGAAGAGUACAGUGAAUCAGAUAUUCUUCAGAUGAUUGGUAGAGCUGGUAGACCUCAAUUUGACACUACAGCUACUGCCGUUAUUAUGACUCGGUUAAAUACAAGAGAGAAAUACAUUCAGAUGUUGGCUUGUAAUGACACUGUGGAAAGCAGUUUGCACAGACAUCUUAUUGAGCAUUUAAAUGCAGAGAUAGUACUACGUACCAUCACAGAUGUAAAUAUUGCUUUGGAAUGGAUACGAUCAACCUUGCUUUACAUUAGAGCCUUGAAAAAUCCAUCUCAUUAUGGCUUUUCAUCUGGAUUGAACAAAGAUGGAAUUGAAGCAAAAUUACAAGAAUUAUGUUUGAAGAAUUUGAACGAUUUAUCAUCUCUUGACUUGAUAAAGAUGGAUGAAGAUGUUAAUUUCAAACCAACUGAGGCAGGAAGGUUGAUGGCUUGGUAUUAUAUUACAUUUGAAACUGUAAAGAGAUUUUGUGCUAUCAGUGGAAAUGAAAGUCUAUCCGAUCUGGUCACAAUGAUAUCCAGUUGUAAGGAAUUUCUAGAUGUAAAAUUAAGAAUAAAUGAAAAGAAAAUGCUGAAUACUUUGAACAAAGAUCCAAAUAGGAUAACUAUCAGAUAUCCAAUGGAAGGAAGAAUUAAAACAAGAGAAAUGAAAGUAAAUUGUCUCAUUCAGGCUCAGCUAGGAUGCAUUCCUAUACAAGACUUCGCUUUGACACAAGAUACCUCAAAGAUUUUCAGAAAUGGUUCUCGAAUUACAAGAUGGCUAUCAGAAUUUAUGGCUACUCAAGAAAAGAAGUUUAUCAUACUAUUAAACAGUUUGAUAUUAGCAAAAUGUUUUAGAUGUAAACUUUGGGAAAACUCUAAGCAUGUAUCCAAACAACUGGAAAAAAUUGGUAUAUCAUUAUCAAAUGCAAUGGUUAAUGCAGGUUUGACUUCCUUUAAAAAAAUAGAAGAAAAAAAUGCAAGAGAACUUGAACUGAUUUUAAAUAGGCAUCCGCCUUUUGGAACACAAAUAAAAGAAACUGUGAUGUAUCUUCCAAAAUAUGAGCUUGAAGUAAAACAGAUUACAAGAUAUAAUGAAACCACAGCAGAAAUAUUAGUGACCAUUGUGUUAAAAAACUUUGAACAGCUACAAACUAAAAGAACAGCACCAGAUUCUCACUAUGUUACAUUAAUCAUAGGUGAUGCAGAUAAUGAACUAGUUUUUAAGCACAAAAUUAUGGAUUCUGUUUUGCUGAAAAGUGGUAAUUGGACUAAAAAAAUUGAUGUGCAGAAAGCUCUUAUAUCAGAAGAUCUUAGCAUAAAUCUAAUUAGUUCUGAAUAUGUUGGACUUGACAUUCAGAAGAAAUUUACAGUCUUAUAUUUAGGACCCAAGAGAUUUGAAAAUCAAAUAAUUAUACAAAAGAAACCAGAAACAGAGGUAUCUCGUUCUUACCGUUCAGAUAGACCUAACAUCAUGGGAUCUAAUAAAGGAAUGACAGCCUGCAAAAAGCCUGGGAACCGAGAAUGUAAUCAUCACUGUAAAAAUAAACAAAAGUGUGGGCAUGACUGCUGUAAAGUUGGAGUUGCACAGAAGUCAGAAAUGAAAGAGUCAAUAAUUUCUUCAUAUUUAUCAGAUUUAAGAAACAGGAAUGCUGUUUUAUCUCUUCCUCCAGCUAAACGCCUAAAGAUGCAGAUGGAUAAAUCUCAAAGUGUGGACCUUAAAAAGUUUAGUUUUUCUCCAAAGACUUCUCUUCCCAGUGUAUCAAGGUCAGAAUAUCUAAACUCACCUGAGUUGCCUAUAACGGAGCAGAGAGGUAGGCAUCAUGAAAUCUGUUUGAAAGUUCAAGAAAUAGAACCAUAUGAAUAUCAAGGCAAUGGUUUUUCUAGAUGGAACUAUUCCACGACUUCAACUGUAAAAGCCCCUCAGAAAAUGAGAUUCAUUAAAGAUCUUAAUACAUCUGGGAGCCAGAAUUUGACAGAAGCAUAUAAAAGCAACUCUUCAUUUUCUGAAGUUCAAAAUAUGGACUUUGAAUGGGGAAGUGAAGUUUGGGAUGAUUUUGAUAAUGAAAAAUUAAUAGAUGCAACUAACUUUUUAUCUGAUACUGAAGAGAUAAAAACAUCAGGAUUUGGAACCACUUUGAGUUCAACUAGCAGAGGGAGUAAGAGAUCCUUCCAAGAGUCAGAGAACAAGAUACAAAGAGAAAUGUCAAACAGUUUUGUUUCAUUACAUCACGAGCCAGAUAUUUAUCUAUCAAAGUCUGCUGUGUCCAACUUUGCUGCAUCCUCCAUAACAAAUCUACCUCAACAAAUUGGAAAUACAAAUAUUAUCCAUUUACAUGAAAAAAACCAACAAAAUCUAUCACCAGUGAUUGAAAGGAUAUGCUUUACCCACUCUGAAAAAUUACCAAAUUCUUCAGAAUUUGAAAAGAAGUUUUCAGACGAGAAAGUGGAUGUCUUUCUUAAAAAUAGUGAAAGUAAAAAGGAAGUUGGUGUAAGUCGUUGUCAUCCUGAUGAUAAAGCUGAUGAAAUGAAGUCUUUAAUGGGAAUAUUUGAUGGUAUUUUCUAA
Sorex fumeus (smoky shrew) is the source of this 4473-nucleotide messenger RNA. RefSeq names its product helicase for meiosis 1 (gene HFM1). Lineage: Eukaryota; Metazoa; Chordata; Mammalia; Eulipotyphla; Soricidae. The record is from RefSeq and is a predicted model, not a curated record. Gene Ontology annotation, molecular function: nucleic acid binding; ATP binding.